AUGCUCUUCGUCAACGACCUCCCCUGGGUCGUCCACCUCUAUCUCGAAGGCUACUACCUCAACGACUGGGGGCAUUUUGCCGACAACAUUCAUGUUGUCUCUCCGCUCAUGAGGUCUAAUAAACCGACGGGAAGCGUACUAAAAGACGAUGGGACGCCAAUGACGGACAAAGAGAAAUUUCUUCAAGAAAGAGCUACUGCGUUUUUUGGAAAGAUUGGUGGCAGGGUGGUGGAUGAGGCGAAGGUGGGGGGGGAUAAGUCGACGGAUGGGACGGUGUUUUCGAGAAAUGGAACUGCGGAGGACAAGGAGGUGUACACGCUUUCGUUGGAUAAAGACAAGGUGAUGAAGGGAGUGACGGUCAAGAUUGAGGCUAUCUAG
Podospora bellae-mahoneyi is the source of this 378-nucleotide messenger RNA. RefSeq lists its product as uncharacterized. The transcript has 2 exons. Lineage: Eukaryota; Fungi; Ascomycota; Sordariomycetes; Sordariales; Podosporaceae. Bases 1 to 378 code for a protein of 125 amino acids. The record is from RefSeq and is a predicted model, not a curated record.